Messenger RNA from Andrographis paniculata, 429 nucleotides. RefSeq lists its product as uncharacterized. The coding region runs from base 1 to 429 and encodes 142 amino acids. The transcript has a single exon. The record is from RefSeq and is a predicted model, not a curated record. Lineage: Eukaryota; Viridiplantae; Streptophyta; Magnoliopsida; Lamiales; Acanthaceae.
AUGGAGCCGCCAAAGAAGCAGGCUGUGGAGCUGCUUCCAGAAAGAAAACAGGCUGUGGAGCCGCUUUCAGAGAGAAAGCAGACCAUGGAGCCGCCUCAAAAAAAGAAGCAGGCUAUGGAGCCGCUUCCAGAAAGAAAUCAGGCUGCAGAGCCGCUAAGGAAGCAGACUAUGGAGCCGCCAAAGAAACUGGCUGUGGAGCUGCCUCCAAAAAAGAAGCAGGCUAUAGUGCCGCUUCUAGAAAGAAAGCAAGUUGUAGAGCCGCUUCUAAAAAAGAAGCAGGCCAUGAAGACGCCAACGAAACAGGUUGUGGAGCCACUUCCAGAAAGAAAGCAGGCCAUGGAGCUGCCAAGGAAGCAGACCAUGGAGCUGUCAAGGAAGCAGGCUGUGGAGCCGCUUUCAGAGAAAAAGCAGGCUGUGGAGCCGCUUUAA